Zychaea mexicana is the source of this 240-nucleotide messenger RNA. RefSeq lists its product as uncharacterized. NCBI's taxonomy places the organism in Eukaryota, Fungi, Mucoromycota, Mucoromycetes, Mucorales, Lichtheimiaceae. Bases 1 to 240 code for a protein of 79 amino acids. The transcript has 2 exons. The record is from RefSeq and is a predicted model, not a curated record.
AUGGCUGCAAACUCAAAAGACGCUGAACGAAAGCUCAACCAGAACAUUGACAAGGCAUCUGGCGCUGCUCAAGAUGAAGUCUCUCGCUUGCGCGCCGAACUUGAUGACUUGCGUGCACGAGCUCGCCCAAAGGUCGAAGAAGCUGAAUCGUUCUUAACUUCGCCCAGUGCUCUUGGUUUCUACAAAGGUGUCGUUGUUGUAUUGGGCUAUGCCAAGGCAAACGGUGGAUUGCGUCUGUAG